This is a messenger RNA of Ustilago hordei, 1086 nucleotides long. RefSeq lists its product as uncharacterized. The coding region runs from base 1 to 1086 and encodes 361 amino acids. The transcript is spliced from 6 exons. Gene Ontology annotation, biological process: carbohydrate metabolic process. Gene Ontology annotation, molecular function: hydrolase activity, hydrolyzing O-glycosyl compounds. NCBI's taxonomy places the organism in Eukaryota, Fungi, Basidiomycota, Ustilaginomycetes, Ustilaginales, Ustilaginaceae. The record is from RefSeq and is a predicted model, not a curated record.
AUGCCGGCACACCCUCACCUAGGCUAUAGCAAUCCAGUGAUUGGCCAUGACUUUGCCGACCCGGGAGUCUUUUUCGAUCGUCAGACCCAGACAUGGUAUGCUUUUGGUACCAACGGCAAUGGAAAGAACAUUCAAUGCUCCUACACCAAAGACUUUUGCUCAUGGACUCAACAUGAACAAGACUGCCUUCCUGGACCCUUCCCUCCGUACCAGUCCGGUGCACCAGGCUUCCUCUGGGCUCCGGAGCUGAUUGAAGCACCUCAGAAUCGGGGCGGCUACCUGAUGUAUGUUUCUUGUCAAGACUCCAUCUACAAGAAGCAAUGCAUUGGCGUCGCCUAUUCAGAUCAUGAUCCAAAAGGUCCUUAUCGCUGGAUCACAGACCGUCCACUGAUCUCCAGGGGAGAGACUGGCGGAACACUGGACCCGCAACCCUUCGAGGAUCCGGUCAGCGGCAAGCGCUAUCUCGUGUACAAGUCCGAUUGGGACCGCAUGUAUACCGAUCACCCACAACUAUGGCUAUCAGAACUUUCCCCCGACGGCCUCUCUCUUGUAGGCGACAUGCACCCCCUUCAAGGUCCCACACACCGAUAUCAAUGUGGUCUGUUAGAAGCGCCCUACCUCUUCCACCACGCCCCCAGCAACGCCUACAUCCUGUUCUUUUCCUCUGGCACGUUCACCAAUGGCACCUACGCCACCUCCUACUCGAUCUCGCAUAACGGGCUCUUCGGUCCAUACAAAUGUCCUCCAAAGCCUCUUCUAGAGACCGAUCGAAUACGCAGCGUCAUGGGUCCUGGUGGAGCCUGCGUUCUGCGCGGAGUAGAAAAUGAACACUUUAUCGUCUUCCACGCGCUCGAGAGAGAGGGAGGCAAUCGUAGGACAUGUGUCCAACGCAUCUGCUUCAGCGAUGACGGCACACCCGGCAAAAGACUGCGUCUAGGAGCAGAGCAAGAAGAUGAUAUGCAACACUUUGACAACCAGCUGCCGCAAUCUACCCAUGAAGCCGGUCCUGGACACGUCAAGACAGGGUCGGCAGUGUCGAAGCUGCUUCGUAAGGUCAAGGCCAAGCUCGACUCGGAUUCCGAUUAG